GACACUCGGCCCUCCUUGGAAUGAGUUUGACACCUGUGGUCGAUACUGGGAUUGGGCCAUAAUGUCUGUUGAAUUAGCGAACACUAGGGGUUGUAGUGUACUCGCAAAUACCCUCCUGUCUCUCAGGGCGCAAGUGAGUGAAAGGCUCGCAGUGAGAUGAUAGUCACUGGUUGAAAGCGAACAGCUGUCUUCCCGUGGCACUGUGCAUCGAUGUCGACCGGCAGAUAGAACAGGUAAAGAAGUUAUAGGGGCCAAUAAUAGGGGAUUGAAUCAACCCAAUCAUUUGUUCACAGCGAUCGAUCAAGUCCCGCCAAGGGGAUAAUCGUCCUCCGGAUUUUGGAAGAUACAUCAACGGAAAUCCAUCGCAACAGUUCUGUCAUCUGAGGAUAGAGCAAGAGGUAUGCAGGUAAAUUCUGUGAAAUUCCAUCCAUUCUUUCCUUGACUCAUUUGGAGGUCAAGCUUCCAUUUCUGAAGAGGGGAAAAGGGCAAUGAACAUUGAAGAAAGAAAGCUGAAACUCGACAACUGCCUCAGCCCCCUGUGACACACAGAACGUUUCUGGCUGGAGCUGAAGCUACGAUGGGUGUGUGAGGGGUCUCCUGAGUAGAAGCACAGGGGCAGAAGCAUAAAGGCUGAGAGAGGGAGGAUUUCCCUCUUGUAUUACCUGGCUGACCAGUGAGGUCUCCUAGUAUUGAGGAGUUUCUAUUCCCAUUGACUGAAUUUCAGACAGCGAACCUGAUGAGAGGAUGCAGCAGGAAGCAGAUGAGAGACUGAGCCCCACCUGAGCCGUGACCCCUCACCUCCCACCUGAGCCCCCCACCCAGCUGUCCCAUCAUGCACCUGCCAUUUCGAGGUCGUCUGAAGCUGCUGGUGGCAUCUCUGACCGCCGUCAUCCUGCUUACCUGGCUCUACCUGCUGGCUGGGAACCUGGAGAAUGGGCGUUCUCUCCUCCUGUCCCCCUGUCUGUCGGAGACCCCCGAGGCACGGGUUCUAGACCGGGCGGUUCUAGAGUCGCGGGUGCGUGAGAUGGAGGAGGAGAACCGGCAGAUCCGCCUGCAGCUCAGCCAAUUGCAGGGCACGGCAGGCCAGCCCGCCGACGGUGGUAACUACGGCAACGCGGCGUGGGGGGCGUCAGCUGACACUGGGCCCGAGGACGUGGAGAACACGGCAGAGGAGAGAGCCAAUCACACCGAGUGUCCCCGUUCGCCCACCGUACUGAAGUGUGAGCUGAUUCAUGUAGCGUGCGUGUGUGCCGGUCACAACGCCAGCAGAGAUGUGGUCACCCUGGUCAAGUCCAUCCUGUUCCACAGGAGAAACCCUCUCCAUUUCCACUUCAUCACAGAUGCAGUAGCCAAUCAGAUCCUGAGUUCUCUGUUCCAGUCCUGGAUGGUUCCAUCUGUACAAGUUAGCUUCUACGACGCAGACGAACUCAAGUCGGAGGUGUCAUGGAUACCUAACAAGCACUACUCAGGUAUCUACGGUCUGAUGAAGCUGACCCUAACCAAAGCGCUGCCCUCUGACCUCACAAAGGUCAUUGUCCUGGAUACGGACAUCACCUUCGCAACCGACAUCGCUGAGCUCUGGGCCAUCUUCAGGAAGUUCACUGACAAGCAGGUGAUAGGUCUGGUGGAGAACCAGAGUGACUGGUACCUGGGGAACCUGUGGAAGAACCACAAACCCUGGCCCGCCCUGGGACGAGGCUUCAACACUGGGGUUAUCCUGCUCUACCUGGAGAGGCUGCGACGGAUUGGCUGGGAGCAGAUGUGGAGGCUGACUGCCGAGAGAGAGCUAAUGAGCAUGCUCAGUACCUCGCUGGCUGACCAGGACAUCUUUAAUGCGUUCAUUAAGCAGAACCCAGUCCUAGUGCAUCAGCUGCCCUGCUUCUGGAAUGUUCAGCUGUCUGACCACACACGCUCCGAACAGUGCUACACAGAGGUGUCUGACCUCAAGGUGAUCCACUGGAACUCUCCUAAGAAACUUCGUGUGAAGAACAAGCAUGUGGAGUUCUUCCGGAACCUCUACUUAACCUUCCUUGAGUACGAUGGGAACCUACUGAGACGAGAGCUGUUUGGCUGCCCCAGUCAGGCCACCUCAGAGAGUGUACGGUUACAAGAAGCUCUGGAGGAGCUGGAUGAAGACGACCAGUGUUAUGACUUCCGGCGGGAGCGAAUCACAAUGCACCGCGUUCACCUUUACUUUCUGCAGUACGAGUACACGCCCACCGGGGACGACACGGACAUCACGCUGGUCGCACAGCUCUCCAUGGACAGGUUACAGAUGCUGGAGGCCAUAUGUAAGCACUGGGAAGGCCCUAUCAGCCUGGCCCUGUACAUGUCAGACGCUGAGGCCCAACAGUUCCUGCGUUACGCCCAGGCCUCCGAGGUGCUGAAGAACCGUAAGAACGUGGGCUACCAUAUCGUUUACAAGGAGGGCCAGUUCUACCCCGUCAACCUGGUGAGAAAUGUGGCACUGAGGAACGCCAACACACCCUAUGUGUUCCUGGCAGACGUGGACUUCCUGCCCAUGUACGGCCUCUAUGAUUACCUCAGAAAGGCAGUGGUCCAGUUAGACAUGGCCCACACUAAGAAGGCUCUGGUGGUACCGGCCUUUGAGACGCUGCGCUACCGCCUCUCCUUUCCCAAAUCCAAAGCUGAGCUGCUGUCCAUGCUGGACAUGGGGACCCUCUACACCUUCAGGUAUCACGUCUGGACCAAGGGCCAUGCUCCUACCAACUACGCCAAGUGGCGGACAGCCACCACGCCCUAUAAGGUGGAGUGGGAGGCGGACUUUGAGCCCUACGUGGUGGUGAGGCGGGACUGUCCUGAGUACGACCAGCGCUUCGUGGGCUUUGGCUGGAACAAGGUCUCCCAUAUCAUGGAGCUGGAUGCACAGGAGUACGACCUGAUGGUUCUGCCCAACGCGUUCAUGAUCCACAUGCCACACGCACCCAGUUUCGACAUCUCCAAGUUCCGCUCCAGCCCGAGCUACCGCUACUGCCUGCAGACCCUGAAAGAAGAGUUCCACCAAGACCUGUCCCGGAAGUACGGCGCAGCUGCCCUCAAGUACCUUACUGCUCAGAGGAACAUCUAAACCAGGACUCCCAAGGGCCACUGGGUUCCAUACCUAGGGCCCCAACGGCCCCACUGGCCCCCAUGCUGCUCCCUGGCAAGGCUAAAGGGGUUCGGGAAUAUUGGCAACUAUCAGCCAAUAUCACUACUAAGCUUGGAUAUCAAGAUGGAGCUUUAAAGUCUUGUAGAACAUUCUGGAGAUGUGUUAGCUAAACUUUCUGGGGUGGUUUGGGCUGGGAUGACCCACCCAACUAUGCUGUAAUGGAUUAUGACCCAAACUGGAAUAAAAACAAAGAACCAAACAGAACAGACAUGACAGUUGUCACAAGAUGUUGGGCUCACUGGGAAGAAGUUCCUCUGAGAGGGAUGAGUGGUUGACUGCUUUAAGCCUGAGAGUAAGUGACAAUUAUCAUGAUUUGUUCUGACGAUCAGGGCGUUUUCUGAGGAAAAUACAUUUCAAACCAAUCCGAUUGGUUUGAAAUGUAUUUUCCUCAGAAAAGGCCCUGAUCGUCAGAACAAAUCAUGAUAAUUGUCACUCAAGGACAGGAAAUUUGGAAAAUACAGAACUGAAAGAAAGCGAAGUUGAAUCUUCCCUGGUCUCUUCAAGGGGACGAAUCGGAAUCACGUUCGGAGUGACCAAUCGAACUGGAGAAAUAUUUAAGCCUUAUCAUUUUCCAUUAUAUUUAACAAGAUAUUUAAUGAUAUCUGUUUUUUCUCUCUAUGUAAAUGAUUAUCAAUUAAUAACAAACAAAUAUGGCAUAUAUAUGUUUUGAUUAUGAUGUUGCAUAAUAAUUACAUUAUUUUUCCUAUCUCUAUUUUUGGGCCCCCUGAAAGGAAAGAGUAUGUCCUUGUUUGAAAGCUUCUGAAGGAUUGUGCGUGGGGAAUAGCCAGGCAUCACGGUCAAACUGGACGUUGGGUGUGUGUGUGUGUGUGUGUGUGUGUGUGUGUGUGUCACUCACUGACUAAACAAGCUGCUCACUAACUCACCAUGCUUCGUCAUACUACAUGCUUACCACUCAAUGUCCUAUCAUUUUCUCUUUCCUCUACAUCAUACUAAUAACCUGCAUUUAUCAUCCUGCAUCUAAAGAAUUCCACUACAUGCUUUUUUCUAAUCAUUAGGGAGUAAAGAUUAAUAUAUGUAUUAAUAGUAAGAUUGUUGUUUUUCCUCCUGCAUAUAUUUAUCCCCUUUAAGCCAAAUAUGGGCCUAAAUUCAGCCAAAAAUACAAGUCACUACUGAUUGGGACCCCCCCAAUGGCUGCAGAUAAAUGGCCUAGUGUAUUUGAAUUGUUAAAAAUCACUACUGAACUUCCAUGAGCGAUUGGAACAUUAACAGUGCCAUGUCUAGAUGAGUGAUACACUGUAUGUUAUGUGUCAUCUACUGUAACAAACCUUGCCGUCCACCAAACAAACAUAUCUCCUUUUACGAUGAACCUUUCCCCUUUCUUUAAAACUUCAUUCCUUUUUCUAUUUACCCAUUCCUUGUUUUUUUCGUACACCAUCUUGAAACCCACUCCUGUUCUCACAAACCAUCCCUUCUUUCUCUAAUCCCAACCCCUUCCUAAAUCUUUAUAUGCUACUAAUACUGUUUUGAACACUACACAUAAUCCACGGGACAACCGGGCAGUAACAAAUCAACCUUUCAACCCCAAUGAAACUACCACUCCAAAUACCAAAUAAUAGGUAUACGCCAACAGUCACAAUAAACGGCACAUGUAUUCAAGCCUAUUUGCUACUGUAAUGACUUUGUAAUGAGUGAAUGGUUACAUAUAAUACCUGUGGGAUGGGCAGAUAACCUGCAUCGCUACUAUGGGUUAGGUACAUACAGAGCUGCCAUUGAAUGGGAUGGAUCCAGACCCCACUGCCCCUGCCACCUUCAAUGCCUCCCACAACCCCUGUCGACUGUGCUGAUUGCGGUAAAUGCUAGUGCCUUUGCUGUAUUGUGAAACUGGAUAUUGAUUGUACUGAGGAUAGUCAGGCACUCUAUUUAUUAUUUUAGACUCAAAUCAAUCAUAUUUUUCUAUGUAGGGGACAAAGUGCUUUAAAUAAAUCUGCCCUUUUUCUACCA
Messenger RNA from Coregonus clupeaformis (lake whitefish), 5131 nucleotides. Its product is annotated as LARGE xylosyl- and glucuronyltransferase 2. Gene Ontology annotation, biological process: protein O-linked glycosylation via mannose. Gene Ontology annotation, molecular function: glucuronosyltransferase activity; xylosyltransferase activity. NCBI's taxonomy places the organism in Eukaryota, Metazoa, Chordata, Actinopteri, Salmoniformes, Salmonidae. The record is from RefSeq and is a predicted model, not a curated record. The coding region runs from base 833 to 3088 and encodes 751 amino acids. The transcript is spliced from 17 exons.